GCCAUGUAUGAGUAUGAAGACAGUGGUAUGAUUCCGCAGGUCACCGCAGCACCUUCCCAGAAAGAAAAAAGACAAUGAUGAGACCACACCUUAUGAACUUGUUGACGGCCGCGCCAUCUUCAUGCUCCCAGAAGGGUCAUCGGCAUCGACGAAGCCACCUUGGGCUCGGAGGAGUCGGAUGUCCCCAUGCAGUAACUUUGAUUACUGCUUUACCGAAGAGACAGAGGAGAAAACCCUUGAAAUGGGGACGUUGGAAACACCCGAAAUGGGGAAGUUGGAAACACCCUUUUUGAUUGCUGCAAAAAAUGGUGUGAUUGAAAUGGUGGAGGAGAUCCUUGAAUUUUUUCCGGUGGCCAUCCGGGACAUUAACGCAGAGGGAAAGAACGCGGUUUUGUUAGCUGCAGGGAACAGGCAACUAUGUGUGCUCCAACUCUUACUGAAGAGAAAAAUACUGACCAGAGACGUGUUCAGCCAAGUGGAUAAUGCAGGGAAUAAUGCGAUUCAUCUCUCAGCAGCAGCAAUGUUAGAAGCCAAAAACCCUUGCCAUGAUCUUGGGCCUGCGUUACAAAUGCAAUGGGAAAUCAAAUGGUUUGAGUUCGUAAAAUGCUCCCUGCCAACACAAUUCCUUCCCCUCUACAACAAAAAAAACCAGACUGCAAGGGAUAUUUUCAGCGAAUCACACGCUAAGCUAGUCAAAGACGGAGGAGAAUGGCUCACCAAGACUUCUCAGAACUGCUCGGUCAUGGGCGGCCUUGUCGCUACGGUUGCCUUUGCCACUGCUACUGCAGUUCCUGGGGGCAUCAGAGAGGUUACUGGCACUCCAAUCUUUGAAAACCAGGCGGCUUUUGAGGUGUUUGCCAUCUCAUCUCUCCUUGCGAUGUGCUCCUCCGUCAUGUCCAUGGCCAUAUUCCUGUCCAUCCUGAUGUCCCGGUUCCCCGAAGGGGCUUUUGGAAAGCAGCUGCCUAUCAAGUUUUUAGUGGGCUUAACAACGCUCUUCUUGUCCAUCCUUUCGAUGCUGGUUUCAUUUUGCGCUGGACAUUUCUUCAUGCUAAAGGAUAAGCUCAAACACUUUGCCGUGCCAGUUUAUCUAAUGGCCUGCAUGCCUCUAGCUUUUUUUUCUAUCAUCCAGCUUCCACUCUAUUUUAAUCUGAUAUAUAUGAACUUUGCAAAGGUUCCAUACUUCUAUCGGAACGCCGAGGCUACAGGGUAG
Pyrus x bretschneideri (Chinese white pear) is the source of this 1210-nucleotide messenger RNA. RefSeq lists its product as uncharacterized. The record is from RefSeq and is a predicted model, not a curated record. NCBI's taxonomy places the organism in Eukaryota, Viridiplantae, Streptophyta, Magnoliopsida, Rosales, Rosaceae. The transcript is spliced from 3 exons. The coding region runs from base 122 to 1210 and encodes 362 amino acids.